AUGAGUGAUUCUAGGCAGCAGUCCCUGUUUUUCAUCACACUUCCAGAUUUACAUAAACUCUGUGCUGUCCGGAUAGUAUUGAAUAACAAGGUGUCAGAUUCUGAGAUUAGGACUACCCAAAUGAAGAUGUGCAGGCAAUUGCUGUUUUUGCAUCAAGACAUUCUUACAGCACCUGUGUCUGGAAUAUUAAACCAAAUUUGGGUGAUGAUGACGAUACCAUUUUUUAAAGCUGGGACUCUUAACACCUACAUUGAAAAAUAUGGAGCUAAGAUGGAAGCUCCACAAAGGGUAAUUCCUGCAAUUCUUCAAAACUGCCUUUCAUAUUCACUCAUGGCUAGACUUGCUCCAGCCUGGAACAAAACAGGCCAUCUCUUGGUACAAGGAAGAGAUUUUCUUUCUCAGAUGGGAAAGCAAAGUGCUGUUGUAUUAGAUAUCAACGUAACAGAAAAUCAAAUUUGUCUAAGUAUAGAAGUUUGCACUAUCAGAUUGCCACCUGCUGAGCUAAAGGAGUUUGAAAUUUCUCAGAAUAUUAUAGAGGAUUUUCAUACCAACCAGAAUGCUGUCAUUGAGAGACAUUCCAUUUUGAGCAACUGGUGCUAUGUUUUACCAAGUAUGAAAAUGGGGCAAAUAACAAAUAUUGUUCAUGCCACGCCUCCUGACUGUCCAUUUCAUUCAUUCGAAGAUUUCCAGACACAUUGGGAUGACCUGUAUGGCUAUAAACUUCCAGAAGAUUAUGGAAAUAUGAAAAUAUAUUGCAACAUCUACUUCAAAAUGAUCAGAGAAAGGCCCUUCACUUACCCUCUCAGUUGCAUCAGAAGCCAGCCCAUUCACUUCUUUCCAAGGGUAGAUUUGGAAGGUGUGCUGAAAAGUUUUCUUUCAGAUUUAAAAUCUAAACUGCCUCAUGUAUGUGGAUUUCCCGUAAAGAUGACAAACAAACCAUGUUACUACACACAGGAACUAACCAAACCUUGCAUACAGGAAAACAAAGUCAAGCCACCCAAUCUGACCACUAAAAACAGUUUAGCUUCUCUGACUCAGGCCACUUCCAUGAAACCCACCUGGGCUCCAAGUCACCUCUCAUGUUCAAUCACAGUAGACCACAAGGUGGAGCCUGUCCGCCUGCUACAGUCGGUCCCUUCCUCAGCUCUGCACCACCAGCCAAAGUCUGCUCAGGGUACAAAGCAGUACUUGUCUCGAAAGGUACCACAGCUACCUCUGGAAGAGGCAAAACCCAAGCUCAGUGGAGGAGACACACAAGCUCAAUAUACAAGUCUUAGCUCCCAAAGUAACGUCCCUAAAUUCAUACCAGUUUUCAAAAAUAGAUCGUUACAGAUGAACAAAAAUAUCUCAGCACUUCACAACCUGAAAAGAAAACAGCAUGUUGUUACAGAAUCUAAUUUUUCACUUAAAACUAGUAUAGCCCAGGAAGACAAACUGAAUUUAGAUCCAGCUGUUAAAAAAAGACCAAACAGCAACAUGCAGGAACAUGCUAGAAAUUUAAAUCAGAAGAACUCCAGACCUCUGCAAGAAAAAAAUACCAAACCCAAUAAACAUAAGACGAAAUAUCCUUCUUCUAGUGGAAUAUCAACAGUGAGCUUCAAUGAAAGUUACCAGCUAACUAACAGAGCAGUGUUACAGAUGUCAAGUAACAAUGUAGGUGUGAUAAAAAGUGCUGUUGACUGCCAAGUGAAUGAAAAAGACAACUUAACAAGCAGGUGUAUAACACAACUUUUAGGGAAAAGCCAUGAGUCACUAAAACUGAAAAGACAGCCACACAUUUUUGAAUCAGACAUAGAAACUGAAGAUUCCCAACAACUACAGCAGGGAUCAGAAAACCAAACUAAAGAAGCUGAUGUCAGUGACCACAGGAUGAUAGUAAGCAGAAGAGCCCAUAGGUCCAAAAGAAAAUUAUGUCCAGAGUCUUCAGAAACUUCAAAGAAGCAUUCCAGUACUACUCAUGGUCGAUCCAGUUCUUUUAGGAAUCAGAUACCUGACUUGGAUGAAUCAAAACCAAAGAAACUGCUCAUCAUUCCUAAAGCUUAGAUAUGAAGAGAAUGUCUACUACGUCACGGAGAGUUGACCACUCUGAACACUGGUGAACCCUCUUCCAGAUGUGUCUUCUGGAGCAUUGAGCAUGAAUUAGGGUCAGUGUGCUGCUGCAGAGCCUCCUUUUUCA
Molecule: messenger RNA, 2176 nt
Organism: Castor canadensis (American beaver)
Lineage: Eukaryota; Metazoa; Chordata; Mammalia; Rodentia; Castoridae
Source: RefSeq, a predicted model, not a curated record